Molecule: messenger RNA, 2373 nt
Organism: Nymphaea colorata (pocket water lily)
Lineage: Eukaryota; Viridiplantae; Streptophyta; Magnoliopsida; Nymphaeales; Nymphaeaceae
Product: potassium transporter 26-like
Exons: 9
Coding region: 48-2204 (718 amino acids)
Biological process (GO): potassium ion transmembrane transport
Cellular component (GO): membrane
Molecular function (GO): potassium ion transmembrane transporter activity
Source: RefSeq, a predicted model, not a curated record
UCAAACUCAGACUAGGAGCCCGGCCGACAGCUCGAUAUAUAGAAAAGAUGGAGGCCGAAGACGACCGUAUCGAUCACAUUGAGUCUACGGAGGUGGAGGUUAAGGGCAGCAGCGAGUUUAGUGGGAGGAGGAUGCCUAGCUUCACUCGCUACUACAAGGAAAAGCCUCGAGAGCCACAGGACUACUCUGUACUGCAAACACUGCUGUUUGCCUAUCAAUCUCUUGGAGUUGUCUAUGGAGAUCUUGGGACAUCACCGCUCUACGUUUUUAGCUCUAUUAAUCUCUCAAACCCUGAAGAGAAGGAUAUAUUGGGAAUUCUGAGCCUCAUAUUUUGGACCUUAACUCUUAUUGCUUUAGUCAAGUAUGUUUUUAUUGUUCUGCAAGCUGACGACCAUGGAGAAGGUGGUACAUUUGCAUUAUAUUCAUUGAUAUGCCAGCACGUGAAUUUGCAAACAAGAAUCACCAAGCAGAAUGCAAGGCUAGAAUCAGACACCAACUUGAGAUUCUUCAGUCAAAGAAGCACGUUGCAGUCCAGAACAAAGCAGUUCUUAGAGAAGAGUCCGAGAGCUCAAGCACUGGUGAUCUUUAUUGUUCUGUUUGGAACUUGCAUGCUUAUUGGUGAUGGAGCUCUAACUCCUGCAAUCUCAGUGUUAUCUGCUGUCCAAGGUAUCCAGAAGAGAUCCUCAAAGAUUGACCAAAUGGAUGUGGUUCUGAUAUCAAUUGCAAUUCUAUUGGUACUUUUUCUUUUCCAAAGCUAUGGCAGCAGUAGAGUUGGCUUUGCUUUCUCUCCGAUCAUGAUUCUGUGGUUUGGAUGCACGUCAUCAAUUGGUGUCUAUAACAUCAUCAAAUUCUAUCCUGCGAUUUUCAAGGCACUCUCCCCGCACUAUAUUUUUGUUUUCUUUGACAGAAAUCAUAAGCAUGGAUGGGAAGUUCUUGGAGCAGUUUUUUUGUGCAUGACAGGUGGAGAAGCCAUGUUUGCUGAUCUGGGACACUUCACCAAGAAAUCCAUUCAGAUUGCAUUCUCAGCCUUCAUAUAUCCUGCACUAAUACUGACAUAUGGAGGGCAGGCUGCAUAUUUGGUAAAACAUCCAGAAAGUCUAAGAAGUUCGUUUUACAGCUCCAUCCCUGAUCCAGUGUUUUGGCCAAUGUUUGUUAUUGCCACACUGGCUGCCAUUGUUGCAAGUCAGUCACUAAUCUCUGCAAGUUUCUCCAUCACAAGACAGUCAAUGGCAUUAGGUUGCUUUCCCCGGGUCACAAUGCUGCACACCUCAAAAAGCCAUGAAGGCCAGGUGUAUUCCCCAGAAGUAAACUAUUUUCUCAUGGUGGCAUGCAUUCUCAUUGUUGCUGGUUUCAAAGGCGGUCCUGAGAUUGGGAAUGCAUAUGGUGUAGCCGUUGUAUGGGUGAUGCUCAUAACAACUUGUUUAAUGACUGUAGUUAUGCUUACCAUAUGGCACACAAAUGCCUUCCUUGUUGCAGUCUUCUUCAUGGUGUUCUUCUCCCUAGAGGGAACAUACAUGACAUCUUUACUCAACAAAGUUCCUCAAGGUGGUUGGGUUCCAUUUGCAAUCUCUGUGUUCUUCCUCAUAAUCAUGCUGUCAUGGACGUAUGGAAGAAGCAAAAAGCAUGAGUAUGAAUCAAAAAGGAAGAUGACUCCAGCUGAUCUCAGCCAGCUAAUCUCUGAAGUACAAGCCUGUUAUGUUCCUGGGGUUUGUUUAUUCUUCACAGACCUUGUCAAUGGCAUCCCACCAAUUGUCAGGCAUUAUGUCAAAAAUGUUGGUGCUCUGCGCAGAAUCACAGUGAUAAUUACCAUCAGAACUCUGCCCAUUCGAACUGUUCUUCCAGAUGAACGAUAUUUUGUUGGAAAACUGGGACCUGAUGGAAUGUACAGAUGCUUGGUGCAGUAUGGAUACACCGAUGUUCCUGGAAUGGAAGAUGACAAAUUCAUAGCUUCAGUCAUGGAGAAAAUCAAGGAACAGAUUGACAGUAAUGAUGAACUUACCAAACUUGAGUCUGCCAAAGUUCAUGAUGUAGUUUUUGUCAUGGGAAGAACAAUCCUGAGGUCAAGCAAGCAAAAUGGGUGCAUCGAUCGCAUUAUCAUCAAUUAUGUCUACCGUUUUCUGCAGAAGAACUUCAGAUCCACAGUUUCUAUGCUAGGAAUUCAUCCGGAGAAGCUACUGCAAGUUGGAAUCCUCUAUGAAAUAUAAGUCUUAGGGAAAGGCUAGUUUACUAUAUUCUGUUAUGCUGAUUGUUCCAUUACUACUGAUAACAGGAUCUCGUAGUGUGAAAAGGAGAAUGUAAUCCCGAGAUACGUUACAAACAUGAACCUCUUCAAGUUUUUAUAUUGCCUUUAGUUGUAUGUUUCUUCAGGCUUUG